AUGACCCCAAUUCCUACCGACUGGGCAUUGCACACCACAUGCAUUGCUGCUGACUUCGUUCACCGGCUCUUCGCUUGCCAUGUCGGCGAUCGGCAACCGUUGGCAUCGCCUCCAUUGGCACUGGAUGUGCCGACCAUGCUCGCUUGUCGGCAGUUAGCCCGAGUGCUCGCCGAUGCUUCCCAACAAUUGUUGGAGAAGCCCUCGGUGCUCAUGGAUUCCGGGGGCCGCAUCAUCUUAUGGUACCUUCCGGACGCCAUUAGCCCGUGGAUUCAAGCCGAGAUGGAAGCAGCCACGGUCGGGAUGGGCUACCUCCUGAAAACAAGCAUCACCAGUGGACAAGAGUCCAACUGGAGAACAUUCUCCGGUCAUUUUCACAUGAGCGAUUGCCGCCUGCUAACCCCAGGAUGCAUCAACAUAGCCCCUUGCUGGUUCCAGCAAGGCCGAGAGCCUUAUGGAUUCCCCCCCGCCGGUGGCUUCACCCCGGAGCGAUCGGCACUCCUGGCCUUGGCGGCUCUUCGGAUGAAACUCGCUCGAUGGGCUAUGGAAAAUGAGCUUGAUGGCAUGUAUGCUCGUCUGCAACUUUGGGCCUCGGUGUUCAACUGCGCAGCCGUCAUGUGUAACAGGCAAUGCCCUCUUCACCGAGAUCCGAGAUCUACUCCAGAAGGGUUCGACGUCAUGACCAGUGUCGGCCAUUAUUGCGAUGGCCUCAUGACGCUGUCCAAUCUCGGCAUUCAGUUGCGAUAUAACUCCGGUGCCAUGGUCGGCUGCUCCGGACACAUUGUCAGGCAUGGCGUCACAUUCAGGGGUGAUCGGUUCGUGUGGGCAUGGUUCAUGCGCGAUAGCCUUCACAAUUUUGUGGGGACACCUCGGUCAGAGUAUGCGAAAUACAAGGAUGUAGAUUGGGAUGUCUCGGUUUCAGCUUAG
Molecule: messenger RNA, 924 nt
Organism: Suillus paluster
Lineage: Eukaryota; Fungi; Basidiomycota; Agaricomycetes; Boletales; Suillaceae
Exons: 6
Coding region: 1-924 (307 amino acids)
Source: RefSeq, a predicted model, not a curated record